Messenger RNA from Rubroshorea leprosula, 905 nucleotides. The record is from the annotation of a GenBank genome assembly. Lineage: Eukaryota; Viridiplantae; Streptophyta; Magnoliopsida; Malvales; Dipterocarpaceae.
CUUUUUCUUCUAGAGUUGCUGCUGCUGUGUGAGCCUCUGCAUCUCCAAACUCUUCGUGCUCCUAAGAAGUUCUCAGAGCUUAGGGUCUACAGCCAUGGCGGACAACAAGGCAGUGACUAUUCGGACCAGGAAGUUCAUGACCAAUAGGCUCCUCUCCAGGAAGCAAUUUGUUAUUGACGUACUCCAUCCUGGGAGAGCCAAUGUUUCCAAGGCAGAGUUGAAGGAGAAGCUUGCAAGGAUGUAUGAGGUGAAGGACCCAAAUUCAAUCUUUGUUUUCAAGUUCAGGACUCACUUCGGAGGAGGCAAAUCUACUGGAUUUGGUUUAAUUUAUGAUUCUGUUGAGAGUGCCAAGAAGUAUGAGCCUAAGUACAGGCUGAUCAGGAAUGGACUUGACACCAAGGUAGAGAAGUCAAGGAAGCAAAUGAAGGAAAGGAAGAACAGGGCCAAGAAGAUCCGUGGUAUUAAGAAGACAAAGGCUGGUGAUGCUGCUAAGGCAGGAAAGAAGAAAUGAGUUCCUGUGCUUUACCUUGAAGCCAAUAUUUUCCAACAGGGUUUCUUUGUUAGUCUUUGUUUAGAUGUUUUUGAACUGGUUGCAUUUGAAGACAUGGGUUUGGAAUUAUCUGAUUUUUAGUUAUAUUAUAUCAUCUCUUAUGUUGAGUUAUUUCCCGAGCACAAUUUUGGAAGAUUAGUUAGUAACACAUAAUUGUUUCUCAUCAUUUGGCUGGAAUUGAGUUGGGAUGCUAUUGUUCCAAGAGCUGAAAGCUUUUCUUGAUUGAAUAUGGUUCUCAAACUGGUGCUUUAGGAAACGAACGAGAUCACAGUUGAAUUCCAUGUUUAUUUGGAUUAUUGAAUUGUUAGGGAUUUGUUCCACCACGCUUCUGGGUUAUUAAAUUAUUAGUUUUUAU